Taeniopygia guttata (zebra finch) is the source of this 3490-nucleotide messenger RNA. RefSeq names its product DGAT1/2-independent enzyme synthesizing storage lipids. NCBI's taxonomy places the organism in Eukaryota, Metazoa, Chordata, Aves, Passeriformes, Estrildidae. The record is from RefSeq and is a predicted model, not a curated record. Gene Ontology annotation, molecular function: acyltransferase activity. Gene Ontology annotation, cellular component: membrane.
GGCAAACUGUGUGCAACUGCUCAACUGAGCAGUUGCAGAUGUCCAUCAGGGAGAUGAUGUACAUGUAGAAGAGAACUGGUCAGAAGGGCACAGCAGGAGGGGAUCUGGAAGAGCUGACCAAGUUCAUCUCACCGAAGGCUGAGGGCGCAGCCAUGGCAGUGUUCCAUGCCAUCCUAGCAGGGAUUACAUCCACAGCUCUUGGGCAGUCAGGAAUGCUGUAACAGCACCGUGAAUGCCAUGUCCGCACCGCAGUGUCUGGAAGGCUGAGGUACUGAAGUGGGUACCAGGAGAUGACAGGUGGAAAUGAAUCCUGUACUGCAGGACCAACAUCUAUGUCCUAUUUAACUUGCCUGACUUACAUUCUGGAAGAAUGGACUGGUGUGGAGGAUAUCGGAGAUUAUCUGAGUUAUGCAUUCUACAUUUUAUGGUUGCUUUUUCCACUUGUAGUAGUCUUUGUACUUCCAGGAGUUAUUAUCAUUCUCUUCUAUGUUUCCAUUCUCUGGCUUCAUAUUUAUAAAAGGAAGAAUGAAAUAAAGGAAGCUUAUUCCCAUGACGUUUGGAUAGGUGCAAGAGAAAUGUUGGCAACCAUAUGGGAUGGACAUGGGAGAAUAUGGCAUGGUUAUGAGCUGCAUGGUGUUGAAAAUAUUCCUCAAGGACCAGGACUUGUUGUGUUUUAUCAUGGAGCUACUCCUGUUGACUAUAUCUAUUUCUCAGCUAGACUUCAUGUAAUGAAGAAGAGGUGCUGCAGCGUAGUAGCUGAUCAUUUUGUCUUUAGAUUACCAGGUUUUAGAAUACUACUUGAGGUACUUGGAGUUAUACAUGGACCAAAAGAAGCUUGUAUCAGGACUCUGGAGAAGGGCCAUCUGUUAGCCAUUGCCCCAGGUGGAGUUCGGGAAGCACUCUUCAGUGAUGAAAUGUACACUAUUUUGUGGAGUGAUCGCAAGGGCUUUGCUCAGGUGGCCAUUGAUGCAAAAGUGCCCAUCAUUCCUAUGUUUACACAAAAUAUUCGAGAAGGCUUUAGGACAUUAGGAGGAAUAAGAAUACUUAGGUCACUAUAUGAGCGUACUAGAUUGCCAGUAGUUCCUCUGUAUGGGGGGUUUCCUGUCAAGCUUCGUACAUUUAUUGGAGAACCCAUUCCAUAUGAACCAAAUAUGACUGCUGAGGAACUAGCUGCAAAGACAAAAGCAGCAGUCCAAGCUCUCAUAGAAAAACAUCAGAAAAUACCAGGAAAUAUAUUUAGGGCUUUAAUGGAACGAUUUCAAACACAAAAGAAAGAAGAUUAAGGUCUUCUGGACUUAAACUUCUAUAACUACUAUUUAGUUAUAAUAUUCUUAAAGUUACAUUUGUAAAUUAUUAAUUCUUCUAAUAAUAGGUUUUAAAUACUGUCCUAAUGAUACUGCUGUAAAAUUUAAGAUAGAAGUCACUUACCCUUGCCCUUUCCCCUCUCCAGUAUCAAGCUCAGGAACCCAAACUUCAAAUCAUUCAUAAUGGGGCAAAUUUUAAUUUUUGAUAAAUGCAUUCUUACCUUGGAAAUGUCUGGGUUGUUGAUUCUGGGUUUUUUUUGUUUGUUUGUUUGUUUUUCCCAAAUAAUACUGCAAGCCUUUAUGUAUAUGGUCUGUCUUCCUUUUGGUCUGUUAUUGUCUCCCAUCCCUAACAUGAUGGAUCUCUAACCUGAAUGUCAAACCCUGUGCAGAGCUGGAGUCUUACUGUUUUGACUGUCAUCAUUGUAAGACGGUUUUGUGGGCCAGAUGAAUGCCAUACAACAUUAUGAGAACUUUGCUAAGAUUGUUACUCUCGCACUGCUGGGAAGCAGUCCACCACUUUUGGCCUGCAGAACCUCUCUAGCAGUGCCUGCAAAACCUAUGUUGCAAAGUGUUUAGUUUUGCUGGGUGAGCUCAGAAAGUGUUCAGAGGAAUGAAAAUUGAUUAGAGAACUAGAGUGAUCCAAGGAGGUUUGUUAUGGAAACCACUCCAAUGCUGUGGAUGGGAACCCUACAACACAACUGCUAUUCCAAGCCAAGGCAUAUUGGAUAUCUGCCCAUGAGUAGAGACUUAUCCCAUUUAUUUCUCAAUGAAUCUACAAAUUCUCUUUUGAAACAAUGAGCCAAGCAUUCAAACAUCAAGAAGUAAAAAUGAGAAUACCGUUUAGUAAUAUGAGCUCAAAAAUAUUUAUUUUGAUGGAAAGAGAAAAUUGUUACAACACUGUAAAAGCAGUAGCUCUUUUGAAAAACAGAAUUGGCAUUCCCAAAUACCUUUAAGAUUUAGUAUAAGGAUAAACUAUUAAAUAUAUUCUUUAAACAGUUAUUUAUGUAAGUUAAAUAAUGAAGGAGAGGGAGUUCUGUAUACUUAAGUGAAAACAAUUGAAUCAACAGGAGAGAGAUGCAAGAUUGGGCUUUUGUGCACUAACAGCAAAUUAUAUUUUUUAUAUGAUUUUUAUUAUAUUUUUUUCUUAGCUAAAGCCUAUGGUUUUAUUGGCCGUAUGGAAAUAUCUGAAAUAUUUAUUCUAAUUUCCAGGAAUUUUGGUCUACAGUUCUUAAAUUAACAUCUGGGAACUUUCUAGUUUUGGGAUGAGGACAAACUCCUUCAGAAAAAAGAGGUUUUUGCUAUAUGAUGUGGUUGCCUUUCAAUAUUGUUGGGGUGUGACCUUUUCUUAAAAAAAAUACACCUCCCCGAAAAAUAUCCAAUAACCAACAUUUGAAGGAGCAGUUGUAUUCGAUAUAGUAGUAAUUCCUCUCACCAUUUAAGCAUAUACUUUGCUUUAUGCUCUUUUAAAUGUGUAAAUUAGUGUUGUUGCAUAACUGCAUGUGGGUGAUGCCCUAUGUUAGAGAAAUACCACUUUAUGUGAAAUGGUCUGUCAAAUGUGGUUCACAAGAAGCAAAAGGCUUACUUACUUUAUGAUAUUAUUUUUUACCAAAAACAUUUUAUGUGGUAUUAAAUUUUUUAUAGCUUUGAAAAGUGUCAUGGUAUCUAAAAGCAAAUGCCCAUUCUGAAGUUUUUUCAAUGACUUGGGUUUUACUUGAAGGCAAGAUUGUGUUCCUUUUAAUUUAUUGGACUGUGUUUCAAAAAUACUGUUAACACAGCAUAUCAUUAAAAAUGAUAAUGCUAAAUUCCUGCAUUGAAAUAUAACUUAAGUAUGAUUUUUUUUACUGUCCAUCCCUAUAAAAAUGUACAUCAGUCUGUGCUGUGAACAUCUCAAAGCUGAACAUAUUUUGUGUUGAGUUUGCAUGUAUGUAAAAGAGAAAUCAAUCUAAAAGGUUCCGUUAGACAUGGACAGACAUUGUUACCAGAGAUUUUGUAAAAUUUAUUUUAUUAAGUGUGUGGAUUAUUUGCUGCAGUUUUGUCCCUUUAUGUAUUGAAAGAUCAGUAUAAAAAUGAAGGGCAGUAUUGAUACUUUCUAAGUGUUCACAUUUGUAGAGGCCUUUCAUAUUUAUUUCUAUAUAUUAAAAAUAUAUAAAUGACACCUUUUGAAUAAAAUUGACAACUAGAACAGA